This is a messenger RNA of Erinaceus europaeus (western European hedgehog), 5238 nucleotides long. It is a transcript of the gene RAB6B, whose product is annotated as RAB6B, member RAS oncogene family. The record is from RefSeq and is a predicted model, not a curated record. NCBI's taxonomy places the organism in Eukaryota, Metazoa, Chordata, Mammalia, Eulipotyphla, Erinaceidae. The coding region runs from base 373 to 1050 and encodes 225 amino acids. Gene Ontology annotation, molecular function: GTPase activity; GTP binding. The transcript is spliced from 9 exons.
CGGGCAGACGCCCCCUAGCCCCGCAAUGACAUCAGAGGCUGAGGAGAGCGAGAGCGCAGGCGCCGGCGGAGAAGGGGGAGGAGGGGGAGGAGGCGGCCGGGGAGAGCGCUCCUCCGCCCGCCGCCCGCGUCCCUGAGCCCCGCUCCGCCCGCCCGCGCCGGGGUCCAGAGCGCGCCCUGCACCGCCGCCCUCCGCCGCCGCCCGCGCAGCUCCUCCUCCGCGCCCGCUGGACACGCAGCCGCAGGCCCGGCCGGGACACAGCGGGCGCGCAGGGACGCAGCGCCCUCCCCUCGGCUCCAGCACCGCCGGCCGCUCCCCGCCCGCGCCCUCGCCGCUCCCGCCCGUCUGCCCGCCCGCCUGCCCGCCGGCACCAUGUCCGCAGGGGGAGAUUUUGGGAACCCACUGAGAAAAUUCAAGUUGGUGUUCCUGGGGGAACAGAGCGUGGGGAAGACAUCCCUGAUCACACGGUUCAUGUACGACAGCUUCGACAACACAUACCAGGCAACCAUUGGGAUUGACUUCUUAUCAAAAACCAUGUACUUGGAGGAUCGCACGGUGCGGCUGCAGCUCUGGGACACAGCUGGCCAGGAACGGUUCCGCAGCCUGAUCCCCAGCUACAUCCGGGACUCCACGGUGGCCGUGGUGGUGUAUGAUAUCACAAAUCUCAACUCCUUCCAGCAGACCUCCAAGUGGAUCGAUGAUGUCAGGACAGAGCGGGGCAGUGAUGUCAUCAUCAUGCUGGUGGGAAACAAGACGGACCUCGCUGACAAGAGGCAGAUCACCAUUGAGGAGGGGGAGCAGCGUGCAAAAGAGCUGAGUGUCAUGUUCAUUGAGACCAGCGCCAAGACUGGCUACAAUGUGAAACAGCUGGCCUCUGGGGCUGGUGAAGUAUUUUGGCGAGGAGCCCUAGGCCUUGGGAUGGCCGGACAGCAGACCUGCCCAGCAUGGUCCCUGAGUGCUGCCAAGAGUCCAGCCUCCAGCUCUUCCGACGUGUGGCCUCAGCCCUGCCUGGCAUGGAAAACGUACAGGAGAAGAGCAAAGAAGGGAUGAUUGACAUCAAGCUGGACAAACCCCAGGAGCCCCCGGCCAGCGAGGGGGGCUGCUCCUGCUAAUGCAGCCUGGCCUGCAGCUUCCCCUGACACUACCGCUUGUUGUGUUGCUUCCUAUUGGUUAGCUUCCUAAGGGGGGGUGGGACCUGACCUGUCAGGAUGGGAGGAUUUUUCUUUUCUCUCUUGUCUCUAGGAGAAGGGUGGGGCGGGGGAGGGCGGCCGGGCAUCAGGGAUCACUGUCACUCUUAACAACUGUUACUUAAAUGACUAUUUUUUUUUUCAGUUUGGUUGUAAUAUAUUGUACUUUAUUAAGAUUGCCAAAAAAAAAAAAAACUUAAAAUUUAACACACAGAAAAAAAAAAACUUUAAAUCAUGUGUAUACAACUUUUUUUUGCCAGAUAAAAACGGUCAUCGUUUUUAUUUGAAAGAUGUGCUUCUUCAGUUUAUUCAUUGGUUGUUUCUUUUUCUUUCUUUCUUGUAUAUUUGUAAACUUACAGAGAAUCUUUCCUUGCACCUCCUCCUUCCUGUCCUCUGAGAACUGUCCAUGCCUUGGCCCUCUUCCCAUCUCCCAACCGGGAAGUGAAAAAUGGUUCACUGGGUGACUUCAUGCAACACCCGGCUCAGGCCCCACCCAUUGAAAUAAAACACUGAUUGAACAAAAUCACCUCUCAAGAGGCAGCUCUGACACAGUCCCCCUUCUGUAGCCAGAGGGGACACUGGCCAUGUCCUGGAGCUAAAGAUAAGACCCUGUGUACUACAAAUUAUAGAGCACCUCAACUGGACCCUCCCCAGGCUUUCUGCCUCUCUUUACCCCUCCCCAAAAAAUCUGGAAGGAAGUCGGGGGUGGAGGUGGGGGCACUGGCCACAAGUAGCCUUGUGACCUUCCAGGUGGUUGCUGAGUGUCUUUCCUGGGAAGGCAGGCAGGCAGGCAGGCAGGCAGGCAGGCGGUGUGCACUGGGGACUUGGGCUUACCAUGUGUCCUUCUGAGAAUGUCUUGAGCCACCUGUUCCAUCGUCAGUAUGAGGACCUGGUUUGCAUCCAAGGGAUGGACAGAGAGGGACUUAUUCCUGAGUGUCUUGGAAGCCUGAGCCACCACCCUGGGGAUGCCUGCUCUUGCCUCCCCUUUGGUUGCCAAGGCAGCUGAGUGCUGUUUUGGCAGUGCCAAAUGUCUGGGUGUGUUUUUAUCCCAUUGGCACAGCCUCACUGUGGUUCUCCAGGGAAAACCAUUCUUGUCAUUCUUAUUUCUGAGAAGGGCUCAGUGCCGAGGGCCUUUGACAUCUCAGAAAAGAGUUAAAGAGUUCUCUAUCUAUCAAUCUCUAUCUCUAUCUCUCUCUGAGUGAGGUGACCCCUUUGACCAGCAUUCCCCACAGACCCAGACUCACCACCCCCAAGCUUGUGCAAAAUGGGCAGUGGGCAGUGACUCUCCCUGCCAGUCAGCCCCACCCUACUGCUGGCAUGAGAUUCCCACUCCCCACCCCCAGGCUGUAACUGGGCAGGCCAUAAGUGGGCUUGGUGACUCUCUGGGGGCCUGGCGGGGAGGAAGAGGCAGGUAGUUUCCUCCAUAGAGCAAGGCUUCAGCAGGCUGCUGCAGUGAAUCUCGAACCUUCUCAGAAAUGAAUCCAAGAUGGCAGCCCACACAUGCAACAAGCACUGACCCUUGUCCAGUGGGCCUGUUGCAUGCUCUCAGCUAAGGGAAGGGGAUGUCAGAGCUGCUCCUCAGAGGGGAAUUGUUCUUCAGGUGAAGAAAAGAGGAAGCAGGUUUUUCACCAAAUUUUCCUCUCAGAAAGUAAAGGCCAACAUCCAAACGUGAAUCCCGAUGUCCCGUGUUUCAUUUUUAUAUGUGUGUACAUAAUUAUAUAUAGAGAUAGACCCAUGUAUACUCUUUCCACAGACACAUCCCCACAGAGGUACCUGUGCUCCGUGUAUAUUCUUGUUUCUCUCUUUUUUUCCCCCUGCUCUCCAGUUGGGACUUGCAUUGUGAUAACAGUUUUGGAAAUUUCAAAAGUAACUGCGACAUGUCGAAAAUAAGAAUGACUUCAUGUUUGUCAAAAAAAAUGCAAACAAAUCUUGUGAUUGUCUUGCCAUCAAUAAAAGAAUGCAUCCAUGUGUUAAACGACAGGCACCACUAGCCCACUGGAAUAUGUGCCCCGUGUCUUAGAUACUUGCCAGCCCAAGUGUGCAAGCCCAGGUGGACCAGUGUCUCCCACCACAGCGCGCCCCCUAGUGGUGCUUGUUGGAAGAGUGUUUACUUACCUCUUGAAAUGCUGGGGUAAAGAGUCCAAGUUAGGACAUCAGCCUGGCUGGCUGUGAGAGCCCCUCCUUUACAGGGAUUUGUACUGGGGCUCAGUGACUGAAUAUAGGCUUAAAUUUUUAGUCUCUUGGUAAGAAGAGUUGCUGUUCUUACAACGUUACUGCAAAACAAACAAAAAGUAGUUCAGUUCCAUUCUCCUGUGCACACUGAUACAAGGAACCCCACCACCACCACCACCACCAUCAGAGCCUGGAGGAGCAGCAAGAGAGGAAGUAGGUGUCACUUGACUGGAGGUGGCAUGGGUGACCAGCCUCCCCUGAGUCUGUAGGGCUCUGCAGGGGAAGGCAGUUAGUUGCCUCUUCUCACCUUUCCCCCAUCUUAGUGGUGACUGGCUGGGUCUGUGUGGGCAGCCUGAGCUCUUGGUUUUUCCUCUCACAAAAUUACUAGGUUCCCUUGCAAAAGAAGUCACAGAAUGGCCUUGGUAGCCCCAGCGAGCAUAGGAGUUACACCUGUCUUGUGCCCAGAAGGCCUUGCGCCAGGCCCAGUGAAGGGUUCCUGCGAGGAAACAGUCUGGUCUAGUCUGUAGUUCAGUCCCUUUUCCCAGAGACUCACCCUGACCUGGCUGCUGAGUGGGGGCAUCUUCUUUGCUUUCUUGCUUCAGGGACCUUAAAGAAAAGCUGUCCACUAAGCUGAUAUUUUGAAAGCAUGGCAAGAAAACAGAGCCCGAGGUGGGAAAGACAGACAGCUUGCUGGGAUGUCUGCACAUGUAUCCUGGUGACGGCGUCGUGGUGGUGGUGGUGGUGGUGGCGGCGGCAGUGAUUUAAGAGCCAGGACUACAGGUGUGUUGUCCAAGGUUAGUGAGCUUAGUGCCCCUAAGGAAGUUUCCUCUGGUCGGAGAUGUCCCAGCUGUCACCAUUGCCACUCUCUCAUCUUCAAACACUCUGGGGAAGCAGUAGCCACAGCAAUGCUAGUAUCUCAGAGAUUGAGGUGGAGACAGGUCAGAGAGGCGAUACAUCUUCAUCCUUCCAGUGGCCCUGUCCCCAGGGACUGGUAUGGCAGUACCAGCACCACUGGAUUCAGUGUCCUGCAGACAGAGAGCUGCUUCAUCCCUUUAGCAGAAAGGAGGCCGAUAAGGAUUGGAUGGGGGACAUGAGAAUAAGAGCCUGAGCUACGUCUGUUGGCACCAAGCAGGCAGCCGGUGUUGUCUGCCUGGUGGUUUCCAAACUACCUCUCCCCCAAGAAAGUAAGGCAGGACUCCCGGUGCCAGUGUAGGGUGGAGGUCUCCUACCCACUCCUGCCUCUCAGGCUGUACAACCCAGGUAGGGAGGCUUGACUUGCUUAGCAUCUGGAUGUUUCUGUUCUUCACCUGUCACCAGCUAGGCAGGGAGAUGUGACUGUGCCUCCCAGAGUCCUCUGGAACCAUCUCUAGUGAGGAUGUCAGAUUCUGUGUCCCUGAGCCAGGAGAGCACCCACAUUCAUGUCUGACCUUUCCAUCCCGAUGGGCAGGCCCCCAGGUCUCUGACUGUCACAAGCACCCACAGAGGCCAGGGAGGGCUUUGAGUCUCUUUCAGUAGUUGUGAAAUUACCCCUUUGGAUAUUCUGAACUCUUGGGGUCUCAGUGUGGAAGCCCUUUGGGCUUCAGACACAUGUGGCUGAGACUCCAGCAGCAGGGCCAGGUUCAGGAAGACUGUCUUGUAAUGAGGUUGGUUAUUUCUGACAGCCAGGCCGUGUGUGUGUGGUGUGUGGUGUGUGUAUGUGUACACUCCCCUCACCUUUCCUCACCCACCCCCAUAAAGUGACUAUGAGGAACGGGGUACGUGUCCAUCUCUUCCUGGAUCAGCAGGUACCAAUAAAUGGCCAUACUGACUUGACAUAAAACUGUGUAAAUUGUGGAAGACUCAGCAUGUUGAUCAAACAAUAAACUGUCCUGAUUCUCAA